AGCAUGUCAGAGUGAGUCAGUGUGGGGAGGCAGUAGCAGUUCUGUCUCAAAGAGAGCGAGCAGACAGAUAGAACAAGGCAUUAUGCAGCUAGUACUAUAUUAUCCAGUUAUACACUAGGUAUGCAAGAGGACAGGGAUACUACAAGGAUAACCCUAAGACAUUAUUCAGCUAGUACAGUAGGACAGAAGAACUGACUAGACAGGACAAAGGAGACUGUUGAUUGUAGACAGAUAUGCAGCUUGUUUCAGUGAUGUAACUACCAGAUCACUAUCAUCCAACCCUCUCAGUCUACUGACUAAAGAGGAGAGAAGAGGAGAGCAAGACAGGAGAGGAGAAAGACUAGAAGGCAGGUUAAAGAGGACUUCUGGCGCAGCAGGUUGGAGGUGUGUGUGUACUAUGGCAGGGGCUCAGCCAGGGACACAUGCUCUGAAGCUCAAACCGCUGACCGUCCCCGAUACUCUGAAGAACGGCAGCCGCUUCAUGAAAUGGGACGAUGAUCUCUCCACAGUGACUCCCAUCACCCCGACUGUGGAUCCACACGGAUACUUUCUUCACUGGACCGAUCAGAACAAGGAGACAGAGUUUUUAGACAUCACCCAUAUAAAGGAUGCCAGAACAGGGAAGAGCACCAAAACACCAAAGGAGGCGAAGCUGCGUGAGCUGCUUGAUGUGGGGAACCUGGUCGGUCGUAUAGAGAAUCGUCUGUUGACCAUAGUUACAGGACCGGACAUGGUCAACAUUACAUACCUCAACUUCAUGGCCCUGCAAGUGGAAGAGGCCACGGAGUGGGCUGAGGAGCUGUUCUCUCUGGCCUCCAACCUGCUGAGUCACAACAUGAACAGAGAAACCAGUCUGGAGAAAGCGUACGUCACAGUGACCUUGCAGCCAAACUCAGAGGGGCGGAUCCCAGUGAAGAAAGCAACUCUAUUCCCCUUGAGGACUUCACCCCUGACGUUUACAGAUCUUUCCUCUCCCACCUAUGUCCUCGGCCAGAACUCAGCUCAGUCUUCUCUCAGCAGUAAGUACUAUCAGUACCUCCUGGCCUCAACUCUAAACCCUGACCCUUUCUCUCCCACAUCUGUCCUCGACCAGAACUCAGCUCAGUCUUCUCUCAGCAGUAAGUACUAUCAGUACCUCCUGGCCUCAACUCUAAACCCUGACCCUUUCUCUCCCACAUCUGUCCUCGACCAGAACUCAGCUCAGUCUUCUCUCAGCAGUAAGUACUAUCAGUACCUCCUGGCCUCAACUCUAAACCCUGACCCUUUCUCUCCCACAUCUGUCCUCGACCAGAACUCAGCUCAGUCUUCUCUCAGCAGUAAGUACUAUCAGUACCUCCUGGCCUCAACUCUAAACCCUGACCCUUUCUCUCCCACAUCUGUCCUCGACCAGAACUCAGCUCAGUCUUCUCUCAGCAGUAAGUACUAUCAGUACCUCCUGGCCUCAACUCUAAACCCUGACCCUUUCUCUCCCACAUCUGUCCUCGACCAGAACUCAGCUCAGUCUUCUCUCAGCAGUAAGUACUAUCAGUACCUCCUGGCCUCAACUCUAAACCCUGACCCUUUCUCUCCCACAUCUGUCCUCGACCAGAACUCAGCUCAGUCUUCUCUCAGCAGUAAGUACUAUCAGUACCUCCUGGCCUCAACUCUAAACCCUGACCCUUUCUCUCCCACAUCUGUCCUCGACCAGAACUCAGCUCAGUCUUCUCUCAGCAGUAAGUACUAUCAGUACCUCCUGGCCUCAACUCUAAACCCUGACCCUUUCUCUCCCACAUCUGUCCUCGACCAGAACUCAGCUCAGUCUUCUCUCAGCAGUAAGUACUAUCAGGGUGCUAAGGGUGCCUACCUGUCGGUGGAUCAAAUGACAGAGUUUAUUAACGAGAGGCAGAGAGAUCCUCGUCUGAAUGAGAUUCUGUAUCCUCCUCUCAGACCCUCUCAGAUACAGACCCUGAUGGAGAAAUAUGAACUCAACCAGAGCCUGCUCAAGCAAGGGCUGAUCACAUUGGAGGGAUUCAGCAGAUACCUGGUGUCUGAUGAGAACGGAGUGAUUCCUCCUGAGAAGCUAGACCAGUCUGAAGACAUGACCUUCCCUCUGUCUCACUACUUCAUCAACUCCUCACACAACACCUACCUCACAGUAACCUGUCCUCUCAGAUAUAACAAGCAGCAGUUGAGUCGUAUUUACCCUAAAGGCACGAGGGUUGACUCCUCCAACUACAUGCCACAACUCUUCUGGAACGCUGGCUGCCAGCUGGUGGCACUCAACUUCCAAACUAUAGACCUGACUAUGCAGUUGAACCUGGGCAUGUAUGAGUACAAUGGGAAGAGCGGCUACAGACUGAAACCAGAGUUCAUGAGAAGACCAGACAAACACUUUGACCCGUUCGCUGAGAGCACCGUGGACGGCAUAGUGGCCAACACUGUCAAGAUAAUCUCAGGCCAGUUUCUGAGCGACAAGAAGGUAGGUGUAUACAUAGAGCUGGACAUGUUUGGUCUUCCUGUGGACACCAGGAGAAAAGCCCUGAAGACCAAGACGUCCCAGAGCAACGCUAUCAACCCAGUCUGGGACGAAGAGCCAAUUAUUUUCAAGAAGGUGGUUCUCCCCACGUUGGCCUCUCUGAGAAUCGCUGCGUUUGAGGAAGAAGGAAAGUUCAUAGGUCACCGUAUUAUCCCUGUGCCAGCCAUACGGCCCGGUUAUCGCUACAUCGGCCUGAGGAAUGAGAAGAACCAGUCUCUGAUUCUGCCUGCUGUGUUUGUCUACAUUGAAGUGAAGGACUAUGUCCCAGACACCUUUGCAGAUGUAAUCGAGGCGCUGUCUAACCCCAUCCGGUAUGUGAAUCUCCUGGAGCAGCGGUCCCAACAGCUGGCUGCUCUCACUCUGGAGGAAGGGGAGGAGGAGACCAGCAAAGAGGUUGAGGCUAAUGCUGAUCAACCCGGGCUUGCUGAGCCAAAAGCCAACCUACGAUCUGCUCCUUUGGAGAAUGGUCACAGCCCCAUCACAGCCCCAAGACAUGGUGCAGAGCGUUCUGAUAGAUAUGGAGGCGGCCACACUAGAGGAGCUCAGGCAACACAAGCUGAUCGUGCGGGAGCAGAAGAGACACUACAGGGAGAUGAAGGAUGUGGUGAAGAGACACCAGAAGAAGACUUUGGAGAUGGUGAAGGAACAGACAACCAAGUACAACCAGGCUCAGAACCAACACACACGCAGACACAACGCUCUCCUGAAGACUAAACAACAUGGUAAGACAAGAAGUUUGUCACCCGGAGGGAAGGCUGAACUGAAGCAGUUUGAUGAGGAUGGAGAGAACAACAACAGCAACAGCUACUGGAGCUGAGACAGGAACAAUACUACAGCGAGAAAUACCUCAAACGAGAACACAUCAAACAGAUGAGUGAGAAACUGACUACGGUGACUGAGGAAAGCCAGAACAACCAGAUGAAGAAAUGAAAAGACAUCUGUGACAAAGAAAAGAAAGACCUGAAAAAGAAAAUGGACAAAAGGAGAACAGAGAAAAUCAAAGAAGCUAUGACAAAACCCUAAAACUUCAAUCAUUAAACCCUCUCCCUGCUGAGGUAGGGUACCAUCCCCCGCCUCAGCCUGGCCCCAUUGUCCAGUGGCAGAGGUCACUUCACACACCUCUGUGUCAGGGUACGACCAGGCUUCCAGGGAGCUCAUUCAAUCAGGGAACCUGGUCAGCCAAUCACAGACCCUAUCUGGUAGGGUAACAGCCCCCCCUUCUAUCAGUACCUCAGUCUCUCACUGCAGCUCCAGGGAUUAACAACAAGUUGACUAACCUGGCUGCUCCAACAUUCAAGGACUCACCUAUGGUCCUCACUCCUUGGCUGCUUAUUCUGUGGACAUUCCAUCACUAGUGUUAGUGCACUGAUGACCAUAAAACCACUCACUAUACACUCCAACUAGUUUUCUCCUCUGUAAAGUCAUGUGUGCCUGUCCUGGGUGUGAAAUAAAGUGUGAAUUGUA
Molecule: messenger RNA, 3979 nt
Organism: Salmo salar (Atlantic salmon)
Lineage: Eukaryota; Metazoa; Chordata; Actinopteri; Salmoniformes; Salmonidae
Source: RefSeq, a predicted model, not a curated record